UUGCCCAGAAGAAUGCAGACCAUUAAGUGUGUGUUGGUGGGUGAUGGGGGCGUUGGUAAAACCUUUCUUCUCGUUGCUUAUGCGACCAGCGUUUUUAAGGGAAAGUACCUUUCUGCACAGUUUGACAACUACACUGGUGACAUAAGUGUGGAUGGCCACACUGUCACCCUUAAACUGCUGGACACGGCAGGCCGUGAGGGGUAUGAGCUCCUGCGUACCCUCUCCUAUCCUCAAGCAGAUAUUUUCAUUGUCUGCUUCUCUAUUGGCAGCCCUUCCUCUUAUGAUAACAUCAGGCUGAAGUGGAAACCUGAAGUGUCCCAACAUUGCCCCAAAGUGCCAAUCCUUCUGCUGGGCACCAAGAAGGACCUGAGGGGGGAUGAAGAAACCGUGAAGAUGUUAAAAGAGCAGGGUAUGACCGUUUGUACCUAUCAGCAGGGGGACAUCCUGGCCAAGCAGAUCAGAGCUGUUAAAUACAUGGAGUGUUCUGCUCUGCAGCAGGAAAACAUCAGGGAGGUGUUUGAGGAAGCUGCCAGAGCCGUGUUGUUUCCGCAGAGUAAAAGAAAUUGUAACAAGUGUGUGCUUCUGUAAUAAAUAGCUGCCUGAUUUAGAAAAAAAUAUAAAAAAAAACAAAAAGGUGGUCAAUCAACAGGUGAAAAGAUGUCACUCCUCUUCUUAAUCCGGAGGGAUUGCAGCAAAAGGACUAUUUAAAAAUAAAAGCAACACAGUAAAUCAUCUUAAUUUGUUUUUGGCUAUUUAAAUUAAUAAUACUGUACUAUAUA
Messenger RNA from Cyprinodon tularosa, 779 nucleotides. Its product is annotated as rho-related GTP-binding protein RhoG-like. The coding region runs from base 13 to 588 and encodes 191 amino acids. The transcript has a single exon. Gene Ontology annotation, biological process: regulation of actin cytoskeleton organization; regulation of cell shape; small GTPase-mediated signal transduction. NCBI's taxonomy places the organism in Eukaryota, Metazoa, Chordata, Actinopteri, Cyprinodontiformes, Cyprinodontidae. The record is from RefSeq and is a predicted model, not a curated record. Gene Ontology annotation, molecular function: GTPase activity; protein kinase binding; GTP binding. Gene Ontology annotation, cellular component: cell cortex; cytoskeleton; plasma membrane.